Spodoptera frugiperda (fall armyworm) is the source of this 5463-nucleotide messenger RNA. Its product is annotated as zinc finger BED domain-containing protein 4. The transcript is spliced from 2 exons. The record is from RefSeq and is a predicted model, not a curated record. Lineage: Eukaryota; Metazoa; Arthropoda; Insecta; Lepidoptera; Noctuidae. Bases 3535 to 5463 code for a protein of 642 amino acids. Gene Ontology annotation, molecular function: protein dimerization activity; DNA binding.
CGCUAACUAAAAGCAAUGGUUGUAAAUGAAUCGCCUGUAGCUAAGUACCUGCAAACAAAAUAUCAAUAUUAAUCGUGUGAUUAUUUUUUACAGCUGCAGCUUGCAAGUAAAGAUGGCAAGGGCUAAGGGAUGCAUACAGACGAGCAUUAAAUAAGAAAAAAGGCAAAAGUGGACAAGCAGCGAUAAACAUUAAGAAAUGGAAGUAUGAAGAUGAAAUGGCUUUUGUUGCUUCACUCUUCACUAUGGGUCGAGGGGUGGAUUUGACUCCAAGAAAAAAGUCUGAGGUUAAAACCCUUCUAACGCACACAAAUCAUUUUCAGAGGAAGAUAGCAGAACUGGCUGGUGUUUCUAAGUCUGCAGUAAAUAAAAUAAAAAUAAAUCUGGAUCAAGAUCAACCACUUUUCCAAAAAGAAAAGGCAAAUGCGGAAGAAAAUGGUUUACAACACCACGGUGCGAUAGAAAAAUCCGGGAUAUAUGUUUGCAAAACAGGAAGAAAAGUGCUGGAUUGUUAACCCAGAUGGUACAGGAGUUUGGAAUACAAGUUUCUAAGAGAACUGUACAGAGGAGGUUGGCAGAGGAAGGCCUGACCGGUCAUCGUCCAGCUAAAAAACCGCGACUGACAGAGGCGAUGAAGAAGAAUCGACUUGCUUGGGCUCGUGAACACCGUCUGAUGAGUGUUAAAGACGGGAGCAAGGUCAGUUUUAAUGUUAAUUUAUAUUAUUUAUUAAUGUAAUGUUAUGUAUUAUCUAAAAACAUUUUCAUAAAAGUUAUAAAUAUUAUUUUUUUCAGGUGUGUUUCUCAGACGAAUCAACAUUUGAGAUUCUAGCCGACUAAAGCAACUUUGUCAGGCGGCGCCCAGCCGAUAAAUUUCACCCUGACUGCAUUUUGGAACGCGUUAAACACCCUGUUAAAAUUAUGGUAUGGUCCGUCAUAAGUUCUAAAGGGAUUGGGCGUCUCUACAUUGUCCAGGGAACCAUUAGACGGGACCAAAACAAGCAGGUCUUAGAAACUAGCUUGUUGCCGCAAUCCGGGAAUGGUUCCCAGUGGGGGACGAAUGUAUGACUCAGCACCAUGCCAUAAAGCAAGGAGUGUGACAACAUUUUCAGCAGACCACAAUAUACCAGUUUUACCUUGCCUUGACAAUUCUCCAGACAUAAACCCCAUCGAAAACUUAUGGGAAAUUACUAAGGCGGAAAUUGCCAAGGAAAUGAUAACCACCAAGGUAAAACUGAUCGAAAAAUUAAUAUUUUGGCACUACAACCCUAAAAUAAAGGAAAGUGGCAAACAGUGCAAAGAAAGCAUGCCAAGGCGGAUCGAAGCACUCAUUCAGACUAAAGGAAAUGUGACAAAAUAUUCACAAUAUCUCAUAACCAUUUUUAUAAUACCUGCUAAUAUUUUUUAAUUAUCUAAAGAUUAUUAUUUUUUGUUUCAACUACUUGCAAGAUAUGUGUCUAACCCAACUAGCAAAAUCAGUACUUAAAACGAUCUCAAGACUACUUUUAUUUUCACUUAUAAGAAACUUGUAGCAUUCUACAAAGCUGGAUUUGGGCGCAGUUAUAAGAUCAGUUAUUUCUAUAUCUAUCUUAUAAUCAACUUAUAAAAUGUUACUAAGCCCUAUAAUAUACUUGACUAAGCGCAAUAGCUUCUAUAAUGUUAUGAGACUACACAAUUACAAGUACAAACGCUCUUGUUAGUAUCUGACAUAAGUAUCUUACUAAAGCAAUCUUGUUUAUAUGGCACUAGUAAUGUACUUAGUUAUUAGUUAUAAGUAUAUUUUAAGAGGUUAUUUUUGUUGUUGCUUCGGGUCGUUGUGCCGGUUGUUCUGUAGUCAUUUAUUUUUAAUAAAAACGUAACUAUUAUUUUGUGUUAUUGUAAAAUAUAACUAAUAAUACAUUUAAAAUAUAGGGUGUGAACCCGUGGGAAAGUCAUAUACGUAAAUGUGUACCAAAAUUUAGUUAAUUUCACAAUGCCCUCCGAAAAAUAGCACAUUAGUAUAUUAUUGUAAAUUAAUUAUUUCAACAAUGUCAUGAAUAUCCGCCAUGUUUUAAAAUUGCUCUUCGUUAAGUACUUUAUAGAAUCAUUAUAGGUAAAUUAGUAUUUGUAACAGUUUCUGUCCAGAUAACUCUCCUCCAUUUUAAAACAAAUUAGGGUUCCCUUGAAGUCUGCCUGUUAAUGAUCGAUUCUCCUUUUUUUAGGAUUUAAUUAACAAGAUGGUCGUAUUUCUGAUACGACCAUCUCUGAUGUCGACUGUUUUUUGACAAAAUCUUCUUUGAUUUUACUUACAAAUAUAAGAUGGCCUUGGACAAAUACACAUUUUGUGUUAUCCGAAAGCUGCAAUGGGUGUGGAUUUCCAGUUUAUAUAAACAAUAUGUAUAGACCUACUCAUUUCGUUUGUAGUCAAGAAAACAUAAUAGUUUUAUUGCAUCAAAUCUUUUUUUGGUUCCCGAUUUGCUCCCAGUACAGUAAAUAUGACCAUUACAUCGAGGAUGAAUGCACAAUUUGUUACUGAUUUUGUAUCCACAUAUUUUUUAAACACACCCAUAAGUACUUAAUUUUUUAAUGUUAAAAUAAUUUUAUCGGAUAAUAUUUUUUUUGACAUUUGUUUUUUUUAUAGUCAGUGGUCUCUGCGUUAUUUAAAUCGUAUUCUUCUUCCCAAUUUUCAACUUCUUUACUUUCUGAGUAGUGGGAAAAGGGUGAAAAAAUAUUAUUGAUCGCGGAACCCUCAAUUACUUCACCUGUGUUUGCACUUGACGCGCUUGAUUUAUAUCCCGAUCCUGUUGUUUACUAGUAAAGUGAUUGAUCUACUAUCUUAUAAACCUUUUUGAUCUUAUAGCUGUCUUUUUAAGUACUAUUAGAUUUAAAAGAGUCUCGAGCAAGACUAUGAUGGCACAAACUUGUAAUCGUUUCAGCUAAGUAUGUUAUAAUAUCAUUUUCUCUCACAAAAUGCUACUAUAGGAUCAAAACAGGGAUGUUGCGAACAUUCGCAUCUGCAUCCGCAAAUGCGGAACAUCCGCAUUGAUUUGGACAUCUGCAUCUGCUUCCGCAUCCGCAUUAAUCAAUGCGAAUGUUCAUGCGGAUGCGAAUAUUAUACAUGUAGCAACAAUAAAGAAAUUGGGCGGGGCCGGUGAUUGACGCGUGCCGGUCGCACGUGACAAUAACCAAUGGGAGCGAAGAAAUUGGUGACAAGAUUCGACACGUUUGUUUGUUCUAGCUAGUGCAUCAUUUGUUUCUUGCAAGUGAAUAAAUAUUACGUGUUUGUUUGCGCUGUGAAGUGAAAGUGAACUACUUAUCGUAUCAUAAAGAUAGAUAGGUAUUUUUUUUAAUGUUGUUGUGAUACAGUGUGUAAAUAAGAAGAGUUUACAAGAAAACUUUAUAUUAUUUAAGACUAAUAUCCAUAAGAUCACAAGGUAAAUUCUAUUAUAUUACGCCGGUAAUACGUUUUAUUGUAGGAAAAAUUAUCGUUUUAUGACGAAAUUCGUUAUUUUUCCAGUGUGAUUCCCAUUAUUGAUAGUUUAUCUAACUAUUUAGUCAACAAUGUCACCACCGACCAAAAGUAAUGUAUGGGAUUAUUUUGAACCAAAUAAAGAAGACCAGGAUAAAGCUGAUUGUAAAAUAUGCAACAAAAGCUACUCUCGUAAGGGCCGCACCACAUCGUCUUUGAAAAACCAUCUUAAGUCGAUGCACUCAGAAGAAUUUUCUACAUUUGAGAACAUUAGUAAAGAAAAAAAAUUACAACAGAUGAAAUUUGACGCAAAUAAAGUUACCACUCCUCUGCAAGAAGCAAAGAAACAACUUUCAUUAGAGGAAGUGAUUCUAAAAGAAAGGAAGUGGGACGUCAAUAACUUAAAUUCUAAAAAAAUUGAUAAACUCAUUGGAGAAAUGAUUGCACUUCAAAAUUUACCGUUUACUUUUGUUGAAGGGCUAGGUUUUCGUAGACUGAUGCAACAAUUAGCACCAAGAUAUAACUUUAGGGGACGCAAUUUUUUUACAGAUUUUGUAUGCAAGGAAUUAUAUAGCAAAGUGGCUCAAAAAGUUAAAGUAUUAAUCGAAAAUUUUGAUAACAUGUCGUUUACGUCUGACAUUUGGUCGGAUCCUAGCUCAAACGCUUCUUUGCUUAGCCUGACUUGCCAUGGAAUUGCAGAAAACUUUGAAAGAUCAUCAAUAAUAUUGAAAUGUGAGACAUUUGACGGCCGUCACACUGGUGAAAUAAUUGCUGAAAAAUUCAGUAACAUGCUUUCUGAAUGGAAUAUUAAAAAAGAACAACUGCAUUGCCUAAUCAGAGAUGAAGGGUCUAAUAUGAAACGAGCCGGGCGAUUAGCAGCAUUAAAUGAUAUAGACUGUACUGUUCACAAGAUACAACUAGCUAUCCGUAGUUGUUUAGGUUCUCAAGAAAACAUAAAAAUACUAAAACAAAAAUGUAAGAGAAUUUCGACCCAUUUUAAUCACUCUACCAUUGCACAGAAACAACUGCAAUCAAUUCAGGACAGACUGAAUCAACCGCACCUGAAAGUGUUCCAAGAUUGUGUAACGCGAUGGAACAGUACAUUCUACAUGUUCGAGCGUUUUUCAAAGGUUAAGGAUGCUCUGAGUCUUUACAUGAAUGAUAAUGAAAUUGACCCUAUUCUACCAGAAGAAUGGAAAAUGAUUGAAAGUUUCAUUCAAUUACUGGGACCUUUUGAGGAAGCAACGCGGGAACUGAGCAGCUCUUGUGCUCUUAUUUCAUCUGUGAUACCGAUUAUACAAAUGCUUGAAAAAAAAGUUGAUGACUAUUUAACAAGAUCGCAAGAAAUUGAUCCGAUUCGUCAGGCUGUUACGACUUUGAAAAACGAACUUUCAACAAAGUUUUCUAGCUUGGGAGAAAGCAAUUUAUAUACCAUCGCUACCUACUUAGAUCCUCGCUAUAAGCACAAAUUUUUCACACCGGUGACUGAAGAAAAGAUUAAAGAUGAUAUUUUAAAAAUGAUAAAUACUGAGAAUGACAAUUUUGAAUCUCUUAAUACCAAUGCCAAAAGGGCUAAAAUAAUUAAAAUAACUGAUUGCAUGGAAAAUGAUACGGAACAACUAGGACCAGGGACUUCAGGUUACAACAAAAAGCCAUGCUUACAAAAUGACCUGGCUAUGAUGUUAGAUUCGUCGAGUGAAGACGAGAGUCAAGAUGAGCCAGAAAAUGGUAGCAUUGAAGCUGUAUUCAAAAAAGAGUUACUUGCUUACCGUACUAAGAAAAGAAUAAAUGUGAAUGAAAAUCCUUUAAACUGGUGGAGUGUACAUCGAGGGGAAUUUAAGUUAUUAUCGCCGAUAGUACGAAGAUUUUUAUCUGCUCCACCGGGCAGUGUUCCUAGCGAACAACUAUUUAGUAGCGCGGGAUUAAUUUACGAACCUCUGCGUAACAGACUUGAAUCAGAAAAGGCGGCAAUACUACUCUUCAUCAAGUAUAAUGCUCCUAUUUUUAAAUUCAAUUACUGA